Molecule: messenger RNA, 3808 nt
Organism: Cebus imitator (Panamanian white-faced capuchin)
Lineage: Eukaryota; Metazoa; Chordata; Mammalia; Primates; Cebidae
Gene: SUCNR1
Product: succinate receptor 1
Exons: 2
Coding region: 2516-3472 (318 amino acids)
Biological process (GO): G protein-coupled receptor signaling pathway
Cellular component (GO): plasma membrane
Molecular function (GO): G protein-coupled receptor activity
Source: RefSeq, a predicted model, not a curated record
GCUCAUUUUUGCACUUUUUGUAGAGACAGGGUUUCACCAGGUUGCCCAGGCUGGUCUCCAAUUCUUGGGCUCAAGUGAUCCGCCCACCCUGUUCUCCCAAAGUAUUGAAAUUACACGUAUGAAUCACCAUGCCUGGCCAGUACUGCAAACUUCACUGCCUUUCAAACUUCCAUUGAUUCUCAAGCAGUGUAUUUCAACAUGUUAUGUGUAAAACAACAACAACAACAAAAACUUUGCCUUCUCAAAAUUUGAUGUGCAGUGCUGAAUAGAAAUAGUUUCUGAGGAGGUUUCUACUCUCACAGGCGAAACUGGCUACAUAAUUAGUAGAGCCCAGUACAAAAGAAACAUAUGGGGUCCCUUGUUAAGAAAUUAUGGAAUAGUUAAAUUAAGAAUAAAAUAGUUUAGCAUUAAAUUACGUGUGUGAUCUUUUUGGGUGUGAGGCACUGUGAGACUACAUAGUAGCAUGCCAUGAAACCCUCCCUGCUCACAGGGUUAUAAGCCUGAAUCCAGCUUUGUUCCUGUGCAGCUAUCCCUUUUAGACCUGCAUAAAGCUUUGUAGCAGAAAUACUGGUGACCUUUUAGUAAGUCUUUCCCAGAAACACUCCAGAUCUCAACUGAGAAUAUUCUGAGGCAACAGGAAGUAGGACUUGAAAGGGAAACAAGGCCACCAGGCUACAGUCUGGAUGACUUAUACUAUGAAAAAGGAGAAGCAUAGGCCACUUUUUGUCUUAGCAGCCAGAGUGAGAUAGUAGUCAGGAAGUGUGGAGAAGAAACAGGAAGCUCUGAGUAACUCCUAUCACCCCACAAAGAGGGCAUCACCCUUUUCUUCCAUCAGAAUGGUGGCAGAAACCUGUGAAAUACAUCCAUUUGUCUUUGUUUCUUGGAAGAGGCUCAUGUUAUUUUCUGUUUAAAAUUAACAAGCCUGGCAUUGGUUAUUCAAAUGCUUUUAGCCCACAAUGUUUUAACCCUUCUUCCUUCUAAAAGUAGAAAAGAGUUGCAUUACCGAAAAAUACCUGUUAUUAAUUUUUAGACUUUGUUGUGCACAAGGGUAUUGUCAUUCAAUCCUGUAGGCAGUCAAGAACCCGAGUCAGUGCUUUUAGAAUCCAAGUAUAUAGGUUUAAGCUCUGGUCCCUCCACUUACUGAUUCUUCAAUCUUGAGAAAGUUAAUUAACCUCUCUGAGCCUCAGCUUUUUAAUCCACAAAAUGAGAAGAAUCUUAAAUCAUAACAACCUCAGAGAAUUACUAUAUGCAUUUGAUGUAUAAAUGUACUUAGUGUAAUACCUGCCUGGCACAUCAGAAGAACUCAGCAAAUUAUAGAUAUUUUUAUUUCAUGUAAAUACACAUAUUUCUGUACAUAAAUAUUCAUAUAUACAUAAAUAUAUUUAUAUUUCACACAUGUAUACACUUUAAGUGUGUAAUAUAUACACAUAUAUAUGUAGAAAUGCAUGUGUAUGUAGCUACUUUGAAGUUUCUGAGUUUUAAGCUAUCAGAUAUUGGUGAGGGGAAGUGUUUAGCUAGGAGGAUGCCUGUAACAGAGCCUAUUUUUGAGCUUCUGCCUGUCAUUGCUAACUCAAUAUUCAACUUACAUAGCAUUUAAAUUCAGUUACUGCUGUCUACACAAUUAUGGGCUUUCUCAGUAUAAUCCCUAUGCUUCACAUCAAGAAGACUGAGUGUUUACUUGAAUCUAAAUCUAAUAUAAUGCUCAGAAAAAUUCAGGUGUGCUUCUUGUCUGAAACGGUGGUAAUGUACUUCCAGGUGUUUUACAGAGCUUUGAUUAGGAUAUAUAAAUUGCCAUCUAUUAAGGUUAUCUUACUUAGCAACCCUCUCCCUAAUCCCUAGCCACCUGAUGUAUCUUUUUAUGUGUUACUUGAUUUUAAUCACAGAAAAUAAAUGGAAAAUAACUUGAGCUCUAGUAUCUUUUUAUGAGUACACCAACGUAGCAAAUAUCCAGGUUUCCUCUAAAAUUUCAGUUUUAUAGUUCCCUCGAGGUUAUUGAAAAAAGAAGUUUCAUUAUUAUAUUCUCAAUAUAGAAUUCACCAAAAAAUAUUAAGUUGAAAAAAAGAAAGAAAUGCAGAGGCAACUGUAUUCCAACAUAAACAUUAUUUACCACUUCUUAUUGUCUAAAUAUGCAAAUAAAAACGAAAAUAAGGAAUGCUUCUCUGUUGCUUUGGUAGUGGAUAAAAUAAUUUCAACAGUAGUCUUUUAAAAAUCUGUUUGGUAAAUGUGUUUUCUGUAAAAUGAGUUAUUUGGUUUUUGUCAUUUACGUGGAAAAUUGAAUGUAAAAAUAAAAUAAAUGUGAAUGUGAAAAUGAAAGCCUUACAAAAAUUCCCGAGUGAAAAUCUCUGACUUGGAGGUUUGACUGAAUAAAUUAUUUCUGGGCUUUUGAAUUAUUAAUCUUGGCUACAUGAUAUGCAAAUAAGACUGUACUAACCAUGUCCAGCGGCACAGCGCUGGGUCAGAAGCUAUAUCCAGCUGCUGGCAGAGUUUCUGUGAAGCGAUCAGGUCUUCCAACAGAAUGGCAUGGAAUGCAACUUGCAAAAAUUGGCUGGUAGCAGAGGCUGCCCUGGAAAAGUACUACCUUUCCAUUUUUUAUGGGAUGGAGUUCAUUGUGGGAAUCCUUGGAAAUACCAUCGUUGUUUAUGGCUACAUAUUCUGUCUGAAAAACUGGAACAGCUCUAAUAUCUAUCUCUUUAACCUCUCUAUCUCGGACUUAGCUUUUCUGUGUACCCUCCCCAUGCUGAUGAGGAGUUAUGCCAAGAACAACUGGAUAUAUGGAGACGUGCUCUGCGUAAGCAACCGAUAUGUGCUUCAUGCCAACCUUUAUACCAGCAUUCUCUUUCUCACUUUUAUCAGCAUAGAUCGAUACUUGCUGAUUAAGUAUCCUUUCCGAGAACACCUUCUGCAAAAGAAAGAGUUUGCUAUUUUAAUCUCUUUGGCCAUUUGGGUUUUAGUAACCUUAGAGCUACUGCCCAUACUUCCCCUUAUAAAUCCUGUUAUAACUGACAAUGGCACCACUUGUAAUGAUUUUGCAAGUUCUGGAGAUCCCAAGUACAACCUCAUUUACAGCAUGUGUCUAACACUGGUGGGGUUCCUUAUUCCUCUUUUUAUGAUGUGUUUCUUCUAUUACAAGAUUGCUCUCUUCCUAAAGCAGAGGAAUAGGCAGGUUGCUACUGCUCUGGACCUUGAAAAGCCUCUCAACUUGGUCAUCAUGGCAGUGGUGAUCUUCUCUGUGCUUUUUACACCCUACCAUGUUAUGCGGAAUGUGAGGAUCACUUCUCGCCUGGGGAGCUGGAAGCAGUAUCAAUGCACUCAGGUCGUCAUCAACACCAUAUACAUUGUGACACGACCUUUCGCCUUCCUGAACAGUGUCAUCAACCCAGUCUUCUAUUUUCUUUUGGGAGAUCACUUCAGGGACAUGCUGAUAAAUCAGCUGAGACACAACUUCAAAUCCCUUACAUCCUUCAGAGGAUGAGCUCAUGAACUCCUAUUUUCAUUCAAAGAAAAGCAAGGUGCUUAUGAAACAGAUUGUUUUACAAAUGCAACUGUAGGCUUGCUUUAACUUGCAGACAUCAAUCAGAGAGUGUCACAGAUUUAACCUUUAUCUAAAGACAAGUUGUACCCAGAGUAUGUGAAAAGAAUGGGAUGACAAGAAUGUAUUGGUUUCUUCCUCUAAUAAUUGAAAGGAGUUGGACUGCCUUAGGUUUGGGCAUGCAACUCAAAAAUGCUAGAUGUUAUAAGACUUUCUCAGUCAGUGAAAAAAUGCAAGAUAUAUAAAGCAAGUUGUCUGCACUUGAUCACUUGUCAGAUU